AACCGCUCCCGCAUCCCUCGCCUGCACAGUGGGCAGUCUGGCGCCUGUGGCGUCGUGUUUGCUGAGGGCCCGGCUGCCGUUGACUGAGGCUGCGAUGGCGGCGGCAGGCCGGGGUCGGGAGCAGGACUCGGCGCGCUUCGUCUAUGUGACGCGCUUCGGCUCGCAUCAGUGCAGUGGCGUCCUGCAACUGGGCGGCCGUGGAGCUCAAGGCCUUUGGGGUCAGGGGCCUGGGGCAGGCUGUCGCCAGGAGAAGCCGAGGGAAGCAAUGGCGGUGGCGGGCGUUCAGGGUGGCAGCGAGCUGCCCCUCGGUUCCCAGCUCAGGGUCCCCACGACCCCUGGUGUGGAGGCUGCGGCCUCUGCCUCCUCCCAGCUGCGGGCAUCGAGAGUUCAGAGCGGCACCAGACAGUCGGCGCGUGCAGGUUUAAUCCAGAAGGAUGCAGCUAAAAAGUAUGAUUUUCCCAUACCAUUGAAUGAAGCUUCCAAAAUAAUGAAGAAAAAGAAAAAGGUUUUAGUAUGGAAUAGAGUAUACAAAGUCAUUUCAAGAAUGCUUGAAGAAAAUGAAAAAUAUAGACACAGGCUGAAAUGCCAAAGGUUAUCUAGUGAAAGCUCAAAUUACACAAGAUGAAUCUUCUUAUCUUCUGGGGCAUAAUUGACUGAUAGCCCAGCUGUGCUGUAUUGUGAAUUCUACUACAUUUGUAUGAAGCCAUUCUUCCCAACAAGUUGCACCCAAGCCAAUGAUUAAGCAUGGUAAGGAUUUUAAGGCAGGUGUGUUUCUCCAAGACAGGCCUCAAAGGUUCUCUGUUUGUCUUUCUGAAAAAUUCUUAGAACUGCACCAGAGAUAGCCUGAGACUCUCACAGUGGGCCCACUGGGUUUAGAAACCUACUCAAUAGCCAUCUCCCCAGGCCCUGGGUGUAUAAUUGGAAUUGAUAUACCUGGCAGUUGGAGUAACUCUUACGUUGGAUGCUUGUCUGGUGGAGUAAGAGUUAUCACAACGAGGAAGGACAAGUAGAAAUGCCUAAAACUGCCUCCUUUCUCCCAGCCAAGAUAAUAAUAAUAACAAUAGUAAUAAUAAUAAUGAGAUCACAUUCUGUGGAAUGGGAGGAGGGUGACAAAUUAUUGCUACCAUUAAAGACCCAAAGGACUGUAGACUACUACAAAGUUAAUUGAAUAGUAGCUCUGAACACAGCUGCUUUGCUAGACAGUUGCCAUUGUUAGAGCAGGAGCAUGGUAUAUAGCAAUUGAUGUGGCAGAUGCAUUCUUUUCCAUUUGAAUCAGAAAAGGUCACACAGUUGUAUUCACAUGGGGCAGACAGUAUUUACUUAAGGUUUUGCCUCAGGGCUAUGUUAACUCUCCUACCUUUUUUUUUUUUUUUUGAGACGGAGUCUCGCUCUGAUGCUGAGGCUGGAGUGCAGUGAUGCGAUCUUGGCUCACUGGAACCUCCGCCCCCUAGGUUCAAGUGAUUCUCCUGCCUCAGCCUCCUGAGUAGCUGGGACUACAGGUGUGUGCCACCACACUCGGCUAAUUUUUUUGUAUUUUUAGUAGAGACGGGGUUUCACUGUAUUAGCCAGGCUGGUCUCAAACUCUUGAGCUCAGGUGGUCGUCCCACCUUGGCCUCCCAAAGUGCUGGGAUUACAGGCAUGAGCUACCACGCCCAGUCCUCUCCUACCUUUCAUAAUAAUGUAGUCCAAAGAGAUCUGUAUUGCUUGUUCAUCCCACAGAAUUUCACACUGAUCAUUACAUUAAUAACUUUAUGCUGAUCAGCAGAACAAGCAACAGGUGGCUCGUAUACUGGAGGCCUUGGUAAAAGAUGUGUGUGCUCCCAAGGGUGGAAGAUAAAUGCUACAAAGAUUCAGGGACCUGCCUGGAUUUUCAGUGAAGAUUUUAGGAGUCCAACGUAGAAAGCUUGAGUGAUAUUUUUAGGGUUCCAGUGGCCAUGGGUAUGCUAGGAUAUCCCUUCCAGAGUGAAAAUCACUGCUCAAAUCUUGAUUCCCUCACCACAAAAACUGAAGCACAUGCAUGGUAGGCCUCUUUGUAUUCCUAGAAGUAAUAUAUUGUUCAUCUAGGAAUAUUGAUCCGGCCCAUAUAUUAGGUGACACAGAAGGUUGUUAACUUUGAAUGAGACACAGUGCAGGAAAGGGCUCUGCAGUAGUUCCAGGCUGUGGUGUAAGCAGUCCUGCUGCUGGAGUCAUAUGAUCUGGAAGACCUUAUGAUGUUAGAGAUGUCAGUAGUGAGAAAAGAUGUAGUAUGUUGCUUAUGGAAAGCCUAACACGGGCCCUGUAAUGGGAUUAUGGAUCAGGGUCAUGCUGUCCACAGCAUAGAAUUAAAUGCCUUUUGAAAAACAACUUCUGGGCCAGGAGUGGUGGCUCACGCCUGUAAUCCCAGCACUUUGGGAGGCUGAGGCCGGUGGAUCACGAGGUCAGGAGAUCGAGACCAUCUUGGCUAACACGGUGAAACCCCGUCUCUACUAAAAAUACAAAAAAUUAGCCGGGCUCGGUGGCGGGCGCCUGUAAGUCCCAGCUACUCGGGAGGCUGAGGCAGGAGAAUGGCAUGAACCCGGGAGGCGGAGCUUGCAGUGAGCCAAGAUCGCGCCACUGCACUCUAGCCUGGGUGACUCCAUCUCAAAAAAAAAAAAAAAAAAAGAAAGAAAAACAACUUCUGACAUGAUUCUGGAUUCUGGUGGAGACAGAUUUAUUGGUCUUGAGGCACCAAAUGACUGGAUCUGGGACUUCACUUUAUAAAUAGGAUUCUAUCAGACUUACCAAGUAAAAAAAAUUGAGUACUAGCAGUAGACUAUCAUAAAAUGGAAAUAGUGCAUCUGGACUGAAGACUGAGCAGGACCAGAGAGCACAGGCAAGUUACAUGAGCAGGUAGUCUAAUCCUCAUAUCAUCCACUUCGGUUGCACUAGCUAGAAAUGCCCGCUAGAAAGCCUCCAGUGUCCUAGAGGUUGCCGUGAGCCGAGAUUGCACCACUGUACUCCAGCCUGGGUGACAGAGCAAGACUCUAUCUUAAAAGAAAAAAAAUAAUCCUCCAGUGUCCUGGAGAGAUACUGGAAAUUAAGAAAACGGAAUGAUGGCCAGAUGAUUUUGCCAUCCUUCAUCAGUGGCCACCCAGGAACUCUCGUUUUUCUGUUUUCAGUUUCUUUCAUUUCUAUUUACUAUUUCCUUUCUUGUGUUUGCUUUGGUUUUAUUUUACUCCUCUUUUUUAUAUUCUUGAAACGAAUGCUUACAUUAUUGAGACUUUUCAUCUUUUCUACUAUAUGCAUUUGGUGUUAUAAGUUUUUCUGUCAACACCGCUUUAGCUGUAUCCUACAGAUUUUGAUAUAUUGUGUUUUCUCUUUUUUCCUCC
This is a messenger RNA of Homo sapiens (human), 3347 nucleotides long. It is a transcript of the gene C5orf47, whose product is annotated as chromosome 5 open reading frame 47. Lineage: Eukaryota; Metazoa; Chordata; Mammalia; Primates; Hominidae. The transcript is spliced from 5 exons. The coding region runs from base 95 to 625 and encodes 176 amino acids. The record is from RefSeq and is a predicted model, not a curated record.